CUUGGGGUGUGCGCGUUCGUCAUCAGGUUUCGGUGCCAAUAUUUCCCACUGACGAAUGCGAUUUGUAGGAUUCCAUUUGAAUGCAGGACUGGUUAACAGGCGAAAUUUGUAACAGGGGCACAAAAAUACGCAGGAGUAGAUCGACCAUGAUACAUCUGGUGUCCAGAACCAACUGUUUAGAGGUAAGCUUAGGUGGAAGAAGAUGAAGGUGCGCACGACAGUAAUGAAAGUCAGCCUGAAGCUGAAGAUAUCACUACGAAAUAGAAAGAUUAGAGGAUAUUUGACCAGCCAACUUGCCAUUUAUCCACCAGAAAAACACGUGUUUUGGUUCUUCAGUACAAUAUAUGCCAUACUUGUUAUCUUCAGUCAGUGGAUUUGGUGUGCGGUGGUGAGAAGAAAAAUGAAGAGGAGCUUACAAUCAAGAAUACUGUUUGUUUUGGUCGAUCUUACUGCUUUGCUCAUGACAAUAUCUGGAAUGUUCAUAUUAGGACUGACUUAUAUUGACGGUUAUGAAGAAUUCAAAUGGUGUGCAAUAAGCGAGUGGAUUAUGACGUUUGAUGCCUAUGCAAUUCACAUACUCCAAGGUCUAGAAAUAGGCGAAAUCAGCAAGUCUCUUAUUCAUUCGAUGAGUAAAUCCACAUUGAACAAAAAUAAACGUGUUUAAAAUAACCCGUCCACAUUAUUAUCUCAACACACCGAACAGAAUGAAUAAGACGUAUUUAAAACGUAUGGUUGAAAACGCAAUAAUCGAAUUUGUAAAACAUA
Messenger RNA from Heterobilharzia americana, 765 nucleotides. Lineage: Eukaryota; Metazoa; Platyhelminthes; Trematoda; Strigeidida; Schistosomatidae. The record is from the annotation of a GenBank genome assembly.